This is a messenger RNA of Ctenocephalides felis (cat flea), 1956 nucleotides long. RefSeq names its product serine/arginine repetitive matrix protein 1-like. The transcript is spliced from 3 exons. The coding region runs from base 1 to 1956 and encodes 651 amino acids. NCBI's taxonomy places the organism in Eukaryota, Metazoa, Arthropoda, Insecta, Siphonaptera, Pulicidae. The record is from RefSeq and is a predicted model, not a curated record.
AUGAAGAGAAAACCACCAAUACCUUCAUUUUCAGAAUAUUUUCGAGAACAACGGAAUAAACAGAAUGAAGCACAAAAACCUCAAAAUUUUCAAAAACAUAUUAAAGAAUGUCAAUUAAAACUGCCGGCCAAUGUUGUACAAGAAUCUAAAAAGACAUCGGAGUUGUGUGUUCACGAAAUCAAAGACGAAUGUAUGCCAGAGGAUUUCGAAAAACCUAAAAAACCAUCAUUUAUCGACAAAUUUUGGUGUUUUCUCGCACAGUUCAAAGCCCGUCCAAAUUGUCCACCAGCUUCUGAAUGGCGUCAAAGAAAAGCCAUGCGCGAGGCUGAAGAGGCAGCUGCAAGAGUUGGCAUGAAAUUGGUACCUAUUGGAGAAGAAAUAUGCCCAAAACUCUUACCUGGAGAUGAUGUUUGUGAUCCUAGUUGUCAAGGAAAUGAUUCUGGAAGCGGACAUCAAUCGCCGGUAACGUGUGCUAAAACAGAAAGAGAAGAAAGUUUGGAUUUUGAUAAGCCAUAUCCUUGCAGUGAUGAUUAUGAUACAGUUAGCUAUAAAAGAUCAUCUAAUGAAAACCAAUUAAUUGCUAGAGAUCAAUCUACUAGCAAAAGCAAAUACACUAAAGAUGCACCAACUUCCACAUUGACGAGUGAGGACGUUCCAACUGCUAAGGAGCCAACUGCAACAACCACUGAAGAUCAGUCUUGUAACAAAAAAGAAUCCAUUCGGGCGGUUUCAACUGAUCAACAUCAAUCUCCUUGCAAAAGCAGGCACACGAAAGACGUUUCAACUGAUGAUCAAUCUACUUGCAAAAAGAAAUAUGAGAGAGACGAGGUUCCAACUGCUGACGAUUGUUCUACUACAGAAAAGAAAUAUAAAAGAGACGUUUCAACAACUGAAAAUGAAUCUAGUUAUAAAGGAGCAUCUACUGAAGAUAUUCCAAUCAGGAGACGUGAACCAUGUGAUAAGGGUCAACCUGACAUUAAAGCACAGGUUAAGAAAAAUAUUGCGACUGGCAAGUCUCAACCUUGUAUUACACCACCGGCUACCAAAAAUAUUCGAACUGACAAGAGUCAACCAAGUAUUACACCACCGGCUAAGAAAAGCAUUCCAGUUGUCAAGAGUAAACCUAUUAUUACACCGCCGACUAAGAAAAGCAUUCCAAUUGUCAAGAGUCAACCUAGUGUUACACCACCGGCUAAGAAGAGCGUCCCAAUUGACAAAAGUCGACCAAGUAGUCCACCAGCAGUUAACAAAACCAUUCCAACUGACAAGGGUCAACCUCAACCGCAACCGUGUAAGAAGAGUUUACCACCUAGUACCAAGAAUUUGGCGGAUAAAAACAUUCCAAUUGUCAAAAGUAAACCUUGUGCUCCAAAACCAAAAGCAAGUAGGCCGCGUGCUCCUGCAAGUAAUAUCAAACCAAAGAAAAAAUCUUUUACUAUUAUUAAAAGCCCAAAUUAUAUCAUGAAAAAGAAAAAAACAUUCAAGCAACAAAUGACUUCUAUCAAAAAGGAUUCUAAAAUCUUAAAGAAGAUUACUAAGCAGUUAGUGCCAAAGAAAAAAGAAUCUGUUCCCCAGGUUAAACAAGUACCCAAAAAAGAAGUGAAACAUGGAAAAGUAGAACAGAAAGCGACUAAACCCUCUAAAUCACUGCAAUUAGGUGGAAAUCGCUUAUGCCCCAAACUGGCCCCACAUUGCUUACCAAAUUAUAAUGCAACUCCCAAAAAAUCUCAAGAAAGUCAAAAACCUAAACCUGAAAAGAAAACUGGCAUAUCUUUAAAAACUGCUAAAAGCUAUAAACAGCUUAAGGAUGAUGAUCCUUUAUAUAAUCCGCUGUGCCCCAAGUUGCCAAAAUGUUGCAGGCAAACCUGCGAAGAAAUAAAUAAACCAUUGAAAGAAGAUUACUGUGAAUGUGGAAAAUAUACUAUAACAAAAAACAAUAGUAAUAAUAAGAAAUGA